Molecule: messenger RNA, 1705 nt
Organism: Cladocopium goreaui
Lineage: Eukaryota; Dinophyceae; Suessiales; Symbiodiniaceae
Source: the annotation of a GenBank genome assembly
AACAUUCACCGACUCCGGUGGCGAAAGCCAUGGUGCCGUAGUGGAGAUGCUGCGCGCCUGUGCUGCACAGCUUCUAUUGGCCACGCUGGCAUUUCUGCUGCUGUAUGUGAUCACAGGGCCAGAGGGAUCCCCUGGGGGAUCGCAUUUUGCCUUGCUGGUUCUAUACCUCGCAGCCCUGUGGGUCGGCAAGUUGACAGCACCCUUCAAGAAGCUUCCUCCAUUGCUGCCCAUGCUCCUGGUCGGCUUCUUGCUGCGGAACGUGCCGGAACUGGGCACCAUGAUCGGGAAACAGGUGGAUCCAGAGUGGUCUUCCGCCCUGAGGUUGAGUGCGUUGACGCUGAUCCUUACGCGAGCUGGAUUGGCGAUGGAUUUGAAUGCCCUCUUGCGCUUGCGCUUUGUAGUGCUUCAGUCGAGUUUUGACGUGGAAUCCGCUGAGGUCCUGCGCCUUGCGAUGCUGCCCUGCCUCUGCGAAGCGACCGCGGCGGCUCUGCUGGCGACAUGGCUGCUGGACUUCCCUCCGCUCUGGGCUGCAAUGUUGGGCUUUGUGGUCGCUGCUAUCUCUCCAGCCGUGGUGGUGCCCUCAUUGUUGGCCCUGCAGGACCAAGGCUUUGGUGUGGAAGCUGGAAUCCCAACUAUGGUGGUAGCUGCCGCACCGUUGGACGAUGUCUUGUCGAUUGCAGGUUUCGGCAUCUGCUUGGGGAUUAGCUUUGCGGAAAGCAGCUGGCUCAACUAUGCCAGGGCACCUCUGGAACUACUUUUGGGCCUGGGCACAGGGAUGAUUGGAGCCGCGCUGCUCGCGGUAUUGACUCCAAGCUCUAACGAGGAGGAAGGCGCAAAGGACCUGCGACUGCUGCUGUUGCUCAGCGCAGCCCUGUGCACCGCCUUUGGUCUGAGAGAGGUGGGCUUUUCUGGUGCCGCAGCACUGGCGGUUUUAGUACUGGGCGCUGGCUGCGCAAGAGGUUGGGGUCCAGCUGCCAAGCCAGUGUCUGCCAGCAUAGCAGAUCUUUGGACGAGGCUUGCCCAACCCUUGCUUUUCAGCUUGGUCGGAGCAUCAGUGGUGGUGACCGACUUGGAGACAGAAACCUUGGCUGGUGGACUUCUGAUCAUUUUCAUCGCUGGUCUGGUUCGCUUUUGUGCCGUCAUGCUGGCGCUGAGCGGCCGUGGCAUGAAACAACAGGAGAAGUUCUUCACGGCCAUCGCUUGGACGCCCAAAGCCACGGUUCAGGCAGCCCUGGGAGGCCUGGCGCUCGAUGAGGCGAGGGAGGACAACGAGGAGCUGCUGGGGCGGCGCCUUCUGGCCGUGGCCGUGCUUUGCAUCCUGGUCACGGCCCCGCCUGGGGCGACACUGAUUGCGCUGAUGGGGCCACGGCUUCUCCAGAAGGUCGACAAACCAGAAGUGGAAGAUACAGGGCUGGACAAACCAGAGAUGGAUGUCGUCCCGGCAGAGACCCUGCCAGGCUUCUUGCAGAGACCGGCUGAGUUGGAGUUCCAGAACACAACAUGGUCACCAAGAAUUGGUUGCGGAAAAAUUGGAAGGAGAGCUGGAGAACUGCUAGUCAAGCAUGUUCUUGAUAAUGACCUGAGGACUUCGGUCCUUGCUUUUUAGCAUCUCCAAAAGGAGACUCAUUGUGUAAAUGUGACAAAAAGCGCUUUGGCACUGGCACAGACCAGCCGUGGUUUGCUCAAAGCACCGGAUUGCGCAAGC